This is a messenger RNA of Menidia menidia (Atlantic silverside), 813 nucleotides long. Lineage: Eukaryota; Metazoa; Chordata; Actinopteri; Atheriniformes; Atherinopsidae. The record is from the annotation of a GenBank genome assembly.
CUGAAGGCGGAGGAGCCCCCCCCCCACCACGUGCCCUCGGCGGAGGAGGAGGAGGAGGAGGAGGAGCAGCACGUGCGCGCCCCCGGGGCCGGCCCCCACCAGGCCGGCCGCUGCCUGCCCUGGGCCUGUAAGGCCUGCCAGCGGCGCCGCCCCGGCGCUGACCGCCGGCGGGCGGCCACCGCGCGCGAGCGCCGGCGCCUGUCCCGGGUCAACGACGCCUUCCAGAGCCUGAGGCGCUGCACCGCCCCCGGCCCCCCCCACCGCCUGCCCAAGGUGGAGAUCCUGCGCAACGCCAUCAGCUACAUCCAGGCCCUGCAGGCGCUGCUGCGGGGGGGCGGGCCGGACCCCCCCCGGCCGGACCCCUACGGCCCCGGGCCGGACCCCAACGGCCCCCGCUCACACCGCUGCGAGCCGGUCAAUGGAGUUCCUCUCUCCGUGCUCGGACAGGAGCGGGAGCAGCGACGCGUCCGGCUGCAGGCCCUCAGCAGACGGUCAGUCCACUUAUAUUUAGCAGCCGCAGCUGCUGAAAGAGACAAAGAUAGUUUAUCACGUCUUUGUUUGGAAUUAACAAGACUUUGGGGUAUUUUUUUCUCUUUUUUUCUUCCUGUCCUCCGUCCAGAGCGCGGCCGGAAGCCCCCCCUGGUGUCCAGCCUGGACUGCCUGUCCAGCAUCGUGGAGCGCAUCAGCACCGACCCGCCCGCCCCCCCCCAUGGGGACAGCGUGGUCCCCCGGGGGCCCGGCUCCCCCCACAGCAGCCCCCCCGCCGUGUCCGCCUCCCCCGCCGACCCCGGAAGCAUCUACGAGCCGGUCUGA